AUGAGGGUGUCAAUUCAUAAUUUGCAGAAUGAAGGCAAUGAGAUACCGUUGCCAGCAACCCCGCCAGAGUCUCCACUAAGGGUGCAGACGCCAUCUUGGGUGGAGCUGGGAUCACCGCCAGGGACUCCACCACAGUCCCCGACGCCAUCUCUACCAGAGGUUCAGCAGCAGCAGCAGCAGCAGCAGCAGGAGUCUUCCUUGGCUAUUACUAACUGUUCAGACAUGAAGCGGAAGGCUACAACCACCGAUGGACCACGUAAGUUUCCAAAUUACGCGACCAUCCUUGAUGAGAGUGACUUAACUGUUGCUCUCAUCAAGGAAGCUCUUGAACUGAUUCCACUGCUCGAUGACGUAAAUGUAAGACGCUCUUUUGUUGAUCGAUGGAUUGUAGAAUGCUCACAACAUGAAAACUUGUUUCGCGCGUUAUUCGAGUCUCACAUUGUAGAUGGCGCUGGAAUCGGUGACCCAGAUAUUAAUAAUCGUGUGCGCUGGGAAGAGUGUGAGAGUGCAUUUGCGUGUAGAUUGUACACCAAUGCAGUCCUAAACUUAGUACAUAUCGAUAUUAGCGCAUUCUUGGACGAUGCGUCCACGCUUUUUCAAGAUCACAUAAAAGGGGCCUUAAAUAAGAAUGGACCCAUUUUGGUGUAUGGUGUUCUCAUCGCACAUUUUAAAAGGGUUGAGAAUGGUGAGGAGAUUGUUAAGCCUAUUCCUUUCGGAUGCAAGGCUAACAGCAUCUUCAUCACAACCCUCUUAGAUGAUUGGUUCGAUGAGAACAUUAAGCAGCCAAUCUUGCGCAGCGUAGAAGAAUUUCACGCAAAGGGUUCAAAUUGGAAUCUCCAAUCAAUUAUAAGACUUGAAAUGAAUGUAAACAAGUAUAACCCUUUGCGUGCAAGCUCAUAUAUUGAUCUACCACCCCAAAUUAAAAGAAAAAAAGCUUGUAUAGAUUUUCCAGUAUCACUAAAAAAUGUCCCGAAAUUUGAAAAGUUGAAUGACAUUUCAAUUAAUGUCUAUGGACUUUCAAAGUUUUACGGUGAUUUUUCAGUACAUCCUCUUCACCUCACUGCGGAGAAAAGAGAUAAACAUGUAAAUCUCUUAUACGUUGCGGAUAUGUAUGCGGAUGAGAGUGUUGAAGAGAAUAUAAUAUGUGAUGGCGAUAGACUGAAUGAACAUCUCGAAAAUUGUAAAAAAAUGAAUGAGUGUAAAAUUAAAUUACCAAAGCCCGAUAAGUGUACAAUCACGUUUAAAAAUUAUAAAAAUAAGGAAAAAGUUCCUUUUGUGAUAUACGCCGACUGUGAAAGUUUACUUCUUCCCGCCGAUGAAGAUGUAGACAAUUUAAGUAAGACUGAAGUGUUCCAGCGACAUAAAUUGUUAAGCAUCGGCUAUUAUAUAAAAUGUAGUUACGAUGAAUCAUUAUGUAAAUAUGUACCUUGUCCGAAGCAUGAAUCCGACCCUGCUAAAUGGUUCACUGAGGAAUUAAGGCAAUUAUCUGAAAAAAUUGAUAAUGUCUUUAAAAAUCCAAUACCAAUGACUGCCUUAACUCCUCAGGAAAUCAAUGAUUUCAAGCGAGAAACCACUUGUCAUAUUUGUCAUCAGAAAAUACCUGCAAGCGAAAAGAAAGUCCGCGAUCAUUGUCACCUUACUGGCAAAUAUAGGGGUGCUGCCCAUGAAUCAUGUAAUCUAAAUUAUCAAGAUUGUCAAACGAUACCUGUAGUUUUCCAUAACCUAAGUGGCUAUGACGCCCAUUUUAUAAUUCACGCGAUUUCUACGAGCUUUGAAGGGAAAAUUAACCUCCUCCCCAUUAACAAGGAGAAGUAUAUCUCCUUCACCAAACAUGUUAAGGGGAGUGAGGUCAAAUUUCGAUUCAUCGACUCAUUGCGAUUCAUGGCAGCAUCCCUAGAAAAACUCGCAUCGUAUUUAGACGAGUAUAAAAUUGUCAACCUCGUUUUUUCCAGUACGGUGACAGAUCCGGAUAAAAUAAAACUGUUGACGCGAAAGGGAGUAUUUCCAUAUGAGUAUUUCGACUCCAAAAGUAAGUUAGAUGAGACUGAAUUACCCCCGAUAGAGAAAUUUUACAGUACUCUUUACGAUGCUAGUAUUUCUGAUGAAGAGUAUAAGCAUGCACAGAAUGUAUGGUCUGAGUUUGAUUGUCAAAAUCUCAAUGACUAUGUUCAUUUGUACAUGAAAACUGAUGUAUUAUUGCUUGCAGAUGUUUUUGAGAAUUUCCGAGAACAAUGUAUUAAAGCGUACGGAUUAGAUCCAGCACACUAUUAUACAACCCCUGGUUUAACUUGGGAUGCUAUGCUCAAGUACACGAGUAUAGGAUUACAACUUAUAACCGAUAUUGAUAUGAUUAUGUUUGUUGAGUCGGGUAUCAGAGGUGGCAUUAGUCAAUGUUGCAACCGCUAUGCGAAAGCGAAUAAUCCGUAUAUGGAAAAGUUUGAUAAAGCCGAAGAUACAAGUUAUAUAAUGUACUUCGAUGCCAACAAUUUGUAUGGUUGGGCAAUGGCACAAUCGCUCCCUUAUGGCGGCUUUAAAUGGGUUGAAAAUGUCGAUGAUGCUUUUAAUUUUAAUUUACCUGACGAUUCCCCUAUUGGGUACAUUCUAGAAGUCGAUUUGGAGUAUCCGAAAGAAAUUCAUGAUACUCACAAAGACAUGCCGUUCUGUGCUGAAAAUAUGAAACCUCCAUUAUCAAAGCAGGAGAAAUUAUUAACAACUCUCCUGCCAAAAGAAAAGUAUGUGAUACAUUAUCGAACGCUAAAGCAAGUUCUCUCAAAUGGCAUUAAACUUGUUAAAAUUCACCGCGUGCUACAGUUUAAGCAGUCAACUUGGCUUAAACCGUACAUUGACUACAACACGAUGAUGAGAACCAACGCCAAGAAUGAGUUUGAAAAGAAUUUGUUCAAACUAAUGAACAACGCUGUUUACGGUAAGACGAUGGAAAAUGUCCGUAAACAUGUCGACAUUAAGCUUGUUACACAAUGGUUUGGUCGCUACGGAGCUGAAGCCCUUAUUUCCCGACCCAACUUCCAUAGUCGAGCGAUAUUCGAUGAGAAUCUGGUUGCCAUUGAACUGCGUAAAACCGAAGUACUACUCAACAAACCGAUAUACGUAGGGUUAAGUGUGCUUGAUAUAUCUAAGACGCUAAUCUAUGAUUUUCACUACGGAUAUAUGUUAGAAAAGUACGGUGAAAAUUGUAAACUGAUGUAUACCGAUACAGACAGUCUAAUCUAUGAAAUCAAAUGCAAAGAUGUCUACAAUGACAUGAAAAAUGAUAUCCAAAAGUUUGAUACGUCAGAUUAUCCCGCAAGCAACGUGUACGGCAUUCCGCAAGCCAACAAAAAGAUCCUCGGCCUCAUGAAAGAUGAGUGCAACGGUAGAAUUGUAACUGAAUUUGUUGGCUUGCGGAGUAAGCUGUACAGUGUACGCGUCGAAGAUAAAGAUUUUAUUAAAAAAGCCAAAGGUAUUAAAGCCGGCGUUGUUAAAAAGACCAUUCAAUUUGAUGAUUAUGUAAAAUGUCUACGAGAUUUUGACAUUCAAACUCGCACGCAGUAUAAUAUAAGAUCGCGGCCACACAAUGUUGAAACUGUUAAACAGUUGAAAGUAGCCUUAUCUCCACAAGACGAUAAACGGUACUUGUUACCGGGGAGUACCGAUACUCUACCGUGGGGUCACUAUGCGAUCCCAAAUCUCGACGAUUUGUAA
Molecule: messenger RNA, 3702 nt
Organism: Leptopilina boulardi
Lineage: Eukaryota; Metazoa; Arthropoda; Insecta; Hymenoptera; Figitidae
Exons: 6
Coding region: 1-3702 (1233 amino acids)
Molecular function (GO): nucleic acid binding
Source: RefSeq, a predicted model, not a curated record